Molecule: messenger RNA, 1716 nt
Organism: Penicillium brevicompactum
Lineage: Eukaryota; Fungi; Ascomycota; Eurotiomycetes; Eurotiales; Aspergillaceae
Gene: sidI
Product: putative long-chain-fatty-acid-CoA ligase
Exons: 6
Coding region: 1-1716 (571 amino acids)
Biological process (GO): fatty acid metabolic process
Molecular function (GO): medium-chain fatty acid-CoA ligase activity
Source: RefSeq, a predicted model, not a curated record
AUGGCGGCCCCAAGAAGUGUACAGCGAUUGCAGCAGACGCUGUCGCACGUUCAGCCUCCAACGAACCCACAGCUGUCCAUUGUCGCUGGUCCGACAGAGCCACCGCUGCUGGACAUUACCCUAGGCGAAUUACUGACCUUGCAAGCAUUGCAAUAUGGAGGAAUUGAAUGUCUGGUCUUCCCCUGGACGGGAGCCCGUUGGACAUACGGGCAACUAAAAGACGAGACGGACCGUCUCGCCCGAGGCAUGUUAGCCUCGGGAAUUCAAAAAGGCGAUCGCAUCGGCAUCAUGGCAGGCAAUUGUGAACAAUACAUCUCGGUGUUCUUUGCGGCCGCCCGGGUCGGAGCUAUUUUGGUGGUUUUGAACAACACGUACACCCCCUCGGAGCUGUAUUACGCUUUGAAUCAUAGUGGAUGCCGAAUGCUCUUUAUGACCCCGCGUAUUGGUCGCCAUAAUCUCGAGGAAGCGGCUACUUCGGAAUCGCUGGAGGAAAUUGUUAUUCUGCGCGACUCUUAUAAGAACUUUGCCAAUUAUCAGGAUGUCGUGAAGCGGGGCUUGGAGCAAGAUGCGCACUUGCUGCAGGAUCGUGAGGGCGAAUUGCGCCCGGAUGAUGUUUGCAAUUUGCAAUUUACCAGUGGCUCUACGGGAAAUCCCAAGGCUGCUAUGUUGACGCACCACAAUCUGGUCAACAAUUCUCGAUUCAUCGGUGAUCGAAUGAAUCUGACAUCUUUCGAUAUCCUGUGCUGCCCCCCACCUUUGUUCCACUGCUUCGGCCUGGUGCUGGGCAUGUUAGCAGUCGUGACCCACGGCGCCAAGAUCGUGUUCCCUGGCGAGAUCUUUGAUCCCAAGGCGGUGCUUCAUGCUAUCUCCGACGAGAAGUGCACUGCAUUGCACGGUGUGCCGACGAUGUUUGAGGCAAUCCUCAGCGUGCCGAAGCCUCCUAACUUCGACACCUCGAACCUGCGCACCGGUAUCAUUGCAGGAGCCCCUGUCCCACGCCCAUUGAUGAAGCGCCUCUUUGCAGAACUUAACAUGACAGAAUACACAAGUAGCUACGGCCUUACGGAAGCCUCCCCCACAUGCUUCAACGCCUUCACGACAGACAGCAUCCACACGCGCCUCACAACGGUCGGAAAGGUUCUCCCACACGCCCGCGCAAAGAUCAUCGACGCACACGGCAACAUCGUCCCCGUCGGCCAGCGCGGCGAGCUAUGCAUGGCCGGCUACCAAUUGACCAAGGGAUACUGGCACAACCCCGAAAAGACGGCCGAAACAUUCAUCACGGACGCCGAGGGCGUCAAGUGGCUGAAGACCGGCGACGAAGCAUCCUUCAACGCGGAGGGUUACUGCACGAUCACCGGACGAUUCAAAGACAUCAUUAUCCGCGGCGGCGAAAACAUCUACCCGCUCGAGAUCGAGGAACGAUUAUCCGCGCAUCCCGCGAUUGAACUCGCUUCCGUGAUUGGCAUUCCGGAUCCCAAGUACGGUGAGGUGGUGGGUGCGUUUAUUACGGUCGCGUCGGGCGCGCAGCGCCCCACUGAUGACGAACUUCGGAACUGGACUCGUGAGACGCUUGGUCGACACAAGGCGCCGCAGCAUGUUUUCGUCUUUGGCGAGGAGGGCGCUUCUAGUCAGGUUCCUGUUACGGGGAGUGGGAAAGUGAGGAAGGUGGAAUUGAGAGAUAUGGCGACUGCGGUGUUGGCGCAGCGGAAGUAA